AUGGUCUCUUGUAACACUAGUAACUUACCAACUUUUUUCUCCAAUAGGGGAGAAAGUUGGGUGGACGUAUGUGUAGCCAAUCAAAAUGUGAUCAAAUACAUGGAUAAAUGUGAGACUGUGGAUGACAUCACCGCAAGUGACCACAGAUACAUCAUAUGGAGCCUUACAAAUACUCCUGCGCAACAUACUGAUAACAACAUCAAGAAACAUACAGAAUGGAAUACUUUUAAAAACUACUUCAGCAACCUAUGUGCCACACAGCAAAUAAAUAACAUAACAGAUAUUGACAUCUUAGCUGAACAUCUCAACAGUUGUAUCAUACAAGCUUAUAAUCACUCUACGACUUAUACGCAAGUUAAAACUAAAAACGCACACUGGUGGAACAAUGAGCUCUUCAUUUUAAGACAGAAAACACGUAAAUUACAAAAAAGAUAUCGUUCAGAAACAGAUCCGGAGAGAAAGAAAGAAGAAAUGAAUAUCUUAGGUGUUUUAAUAACUACAAAACAAAAAUAA
This is a messenger RNA of Centruroides sculpturatus (bark scorpion), 513 nucleotides long. RefSeq lists its product as uncharacterized. The coding region runs from base 1 to 513 and encodes 170 amino acids. NCBI's taxonomy places the organism in Eukaryota, Metazoa, Arthropoda, Arachnida, Scorpiones, Buthidae. The record is from RefSeq and is a predicted model, not a curated record. The transcript has a single exon.